AUGUGCCAAACACCUCAACGAUCCACAGCCCUAGCUAGUGUGUGUUAACUGUUAACUGGCCGGCCACCUCCAGAUUCCAGCAACAGACACCCCCUAGCUACGUCGUCUUUGGUUUGGUCUCGAAGCUCUCCCUCUUCAUAUUAAUCUCCCCCCGAUACCAGCAGCUAGUAGCACUAGAGUAGAUACUACCAUUGCCUUCUCUGCUCGAUCUAUAUUCCUGCAAGUAGCUCCUACUGCUAGUCAAGAUGCUGCACGAGGCGGCGCCAUGCACGUGCGGGCUGCUCUACGGCAGCUGCGGCGGCGGCUGCUCCAUGCUGUUCGCCGCGGCGCCGGGGGACCACCACUACUACAGCAAGCAAUGCGGCGACGACGGCUCCUACGGCGGCUCCGUCGACUGCACGCUCUCGCUCGGCACGCCCUCCACCAGGCGCGCCGAGGCCGGGGUCCGCGCGCCGGCGGCCGGGCUGCCGUGGGAGGCGAUGCCCAGCUGCAACGGCAGGCAGGAUAUCGGCCCGGCGCGCGCGGAUCAGAGCAAUGCCGGCGCCGCGUCCGCUCGCCGGUGCGCCAACUGCGACACCACCUCCACCCCGCUCUGGAGGAACGGGCCACGUGGACCAAAGUCAUUGUGCAAUGCGUGCGGAAUCCGGUACAAGAAGGAGGAGAGGCGCGCGGCGGCCGCCGCGGUGGCGCCGACGGCGCUGGCAUCGGACAGCGGGAUCGAGUACGCGUACGGGUACGCGCGGCACCACCAGCAGCAGCAGCAGCAGCAGCAGUGGGGGUGCUACGGCCCGGCCGUGGCGAAGGCGGCGUCCUACGGGAUGUUCGGCGACGCGGCGGCGGAGGACGGGCCGUGCCUGCCAUGGGGGCUCGGCGUCAUGCCCUCGUCGCCGGCGUUCGGGUCCGUCCGGGAGAUGACAAGCCUGUUCCAGUACUACUAGCCAUAGCCAUAGCUCGCUCGCUCUCUAGGGACUUUCUUUCCUUCCUUCUCCCCUUUUAAGUAACAAAGAAGAUGCUGUGGUACAUCUUUUUGAGGGCACGCAAGAUGCUGUGCUUGACCAACGACCCGGCUGCGGCUGCAUGACAGUUGAAGCUGAAACGAAAUGGAUCACUCCCCCCGAUUUCUUUCCUUUUCC
This is a messenger RNA of Aegilops tauschii subsp. strangulata, 1133 nucleotides long. Its product is annotated as GATA transcription factor 18-like. Lineage: Eukaryota; Viridiplantae; Streptophyta; Magnoliopsida; Poales; Poaceae. Gene Ontology annotation, biological process: regulation of DNA-templated transcription. Gene Ontology annotation, molecular function: zinc ion binding; sequence-specific DNA binding. The record is from RefSeq and is a predicted model, not a curated record.